UGUUUGAAAAUUUUAACUUCAAUUUUUAAAAAGUUAUAUGAAUAUCUGUAUUUUUACACUAAAUCAUUAAUUUUUCAAAAUUAUUUAUACGACCGUUAGUAUCGAAGUAAAUAGUGUUGAUUGUGGUUUGUUUUUAGUAUCGUUUUCAGUUCAAUAAAAUGAGUUUUAAUCGUUAUAAAGACAUUAUAGAAGAAGGAGACACCGUCAUACUAUACAUUAACCCACAAGCUAUGUAUGCUAUACAAGUUCAGUCAAUAAUCGAAAACCGUAAAGGUGAAAAAGUUGAAAACGUCAUGCAAACUAAGUAUGGAGCAUUGAAAAUUUCAUCAUUAUUUGGGAAACAGUUUGGAUCAAAAGUUAAUUUGUCCCAUGGAUGGGCUUAUGUUUUAUAUCCAACACCAGAACUUUGGACUCAGACAUUGCCUCACAGAACUCAGAUCAUAUACACACCAGAUAUAAGUCUUAUUAUGUUUAUGUUAGAACUUAAACCUGGUAGUAUUGUGGUCGAGUCAGGAACUGGAAGUGGUUCAUUAACUCAUUCUAUGGCUUUCAGAGUACAACCAACUGGACAUAUUUAUACUUAUGAUUUUCAUGAACAAAGAGCAGAUCAGGCUCAAAAAGAGUUUAAAUCUCAUGGAUUGUCUGAUAUUGUUACUAGUCAAUGCAGAGAUGUUUGCCAAAAUGGAUUUUGUGAUAAAGUGUCUGGUAAAGCAGAUGCUGUAUUUUUAGAUUUGCCUCAUCCACAUCUAGUAAUUCCAUUUGCUAUUAAAGCUCUAAAACCAUCAGGAGGCGGAAGGAUUUGUACGUUUUCGCCGUGCAUAGAACAAGUGAUUCGCACGUGCCAGGCGCUGCAGGACCACGGUUUCGUUCACCUGAAGACCGUCGAAUGCCUGGAAAAAGAGUAUCAAGUGCUGAACAGGACGGUGACCACGUUCGCCUCGGCCAGCCGACCGCCGCCCGUCGCUACGGGGCCGCAGAACGCGAUCGAACCAGAACGAGAAGAUAAGAAAUUCGUGGCUUGCGUCCCGUCCACGUCUCCUCGUGGUCACACGGGAUACCUCACCACGGCCACCUAUCCCGUAGAAAACCAACCUCCGCAGAUGGUGAAAAUUGAAAUCAAGUGCGAAUAAAUUGAUUUCUUGACUUCGCCAAAGUAAAGACGUCCACGGUAUUAUUAUUAUUGUUGUUGUUUUUUUUUUUUUUUUUUUUUUAUAUACUAUUUGAUAUAAUAUAUUUUUAUAUUACACAUACAUACGCACAUACGAAUAUUGAGCACACAAACGUUCUAUUGUGAUGGUGCUAUAUAAUAUAAUAAAUAAUAUAUAAACGUG
This is a messenger RNA of Sipha flava (yellow sugarcane aphid), 1331 nucleotides long. RefSeq names its product tRNA (adenine(58)-N(1))-methyltransferase catalytic subunit TRMT61A (gene Trmt61). The coding region runs from base 159 to 1130 and encodes 323 amino acids. Gene Ontology annotation, cellular component: tRNA (m1A) methyltransferase complex; nucleus. Gene Ontology annotation, biological process: tRNA methylation. The record is from RefSeq and is a predicted model, not a curated record. The transcript is spliced from 6 exons. NCBI's taxonomy places the organism in Eukaryota, Metazoa, Arthropoda, Insecta, Hemiptera, Aphididae.